AUGUUGGACAACAGCCAAGUACAAACCACACUGGAACUGGGUGCCUAUGGCACCAUAAGAGCUCGCUCAGAUGAGCGCGGUGUGGACAGUCCACCGCGUUGUUGUGAUACAGUUACUCCGGUCACGGUUUGCCCUGUGGAUUUACCACCACAUCGAAACGCAUGUAUCCAAGUAAAAAUAUCAUUUAGAUUAAACCUACGGGAGAGUUCGGAACGACAGCUCCGUCCGGUGAUAGUAAUCUCUUCACAUUCCGUUUCGUGUGGCCUAUCAAGCGUGAAUCUCCACCGGACUGCUGUCGGCCAGACUGGAGCGUUGACAAGUCGUCCUGUCGGUGGUGGGGUGCCGUCCAGCUACUCAAGCAACUCCUAA
Opisthorchis viverrini is the source of this 369-nucleotide messenger RNA. RefSeq lists its product as hypothetical. Lineage: Eukaryota; Metazoa; Platyhelminthes; Trematoda; Opisthorchiida; Opisthorchiidae. The record is from RefSeq and is a predicted model, not a curated record. The transcript has 3 exons. The coding region runs from base 1 to 369 and encodes 122 amino acids.